AUGGUGAGCCGAACUCCGUAUCAGAAAUUAUUACUCAACCCCGAUAUAUCCACCGGCGAACGGACAAGUGGAAGCUACGAACAAGACUCUUCUCAGAACACAAAGAAGAAGCUCGGCAAAAAGAAAGGAGCUUGGGCAGAAUAUGUACCCGAGGUACUUUGGGCCUACCGCACCACGACACGCACUCCCACCGGGGCUACUCCUUUCUCUUUAACUUACGGUUCAGAGGCAAUUAUCCCUGCUGAAGUCGGAUCACCCAGCUUCCGAGUAUCACACUACAAUCCGGGACUCAACGACGAAGGAAUCAAGCUCAAUCUGGAUUUGCUACAAGAAAGAAGAGAUGAAGCGCAGGUAACAUGGGCUGCGUACCAAGAUCGAGCUGCCCGUUACUUCAACAAAAAAGUAAGCCCACGAAAGUUCCAACUCGGAGAUUGGGUUCUGAGAAAAGUAAGCCCGAUCACCAAAGAUCCAAUCGAGGGAAAGCUCAGAGCAAAAUGGGAAGGCCCAUACAGAGUUAUACGAUGCCACGACAAAGGGGCAUACCAUUUGAUUGAUACGACCGGCAAAGAAUUACCAAGAGCCUGGAACGCCGACCAUUUGAAGAAGUAUUUUAUGUGA
Molecule: messenger RNA, 618 nt
Organism: Alnus glutinosa
Lineage: Eukaryota; Viridiplantae; Streptophyta; Magnoliopsida; Fagales; Betulaceae
Exons: 1
Coding region: 1-618 (205 amino acids)
Molecular function (GO): nucleic acid binding
Source: RefSeq, a predicted model, not a curated record